UUGGCGACAGCGAAAGCUUCACGUUACUUGCAGGAACACUAAAGAAAGGAGGAAAAGCGGCUAGCGGGACACACACACUGAUUUUAUUGAGAAAAGCUGUCAUAUAAUCUACAGACGCUGGUAUCACAGAAAUCAUCUCCACUGUGAAGCCUGUGGCGAAGUUCAUCGUGGAAUGUGCUGGUAGCAGUGACUGGCUCAGUGGCAGCGGUGCCAACAGCUGUCGUCCCAUGAGCUGUCUUCUGGCCUGAGCUGUGUGCUUUGGGCUCCGGCCUGGUUCAUCUGGAUCUCUGUGCCUCGGGCGCCGCAGUCAUGGAUCACCCCAGAGAGAAGGAGGGCGAGAGGCCGGUGAGGAGCAGUAAAGUGGGCCAGGGGCGCAGCGGGCACUCGCGGCCCUCCAGCUCCUCUGCGUCCUCUGGGGUCCUCAUGGUGGGUCCAAAUUUUAGAGUUGGCAAGAAGAUCGGCUGUGGCAACUUUGGAGAGCUGAAGCUCGGAAAGAACCUCUAUACCAAUGAGUAUGUUGCAAUAAAGUUGGAACCUGUGAAAUCGAGGGCACCACAGCUUCAUUUGGAGUACCGGUUCUACAAAACAUUAGGCAGUGCAGUUGAAGGUCUGCCUCAGGUCUUUUAUUUCGGGCCCUGUGGGAAAUACAAUGCCAUGGUUCUGGAGCUGCUGGGUCCCAGUCUUGAGGACCUCUUUGACCUGUGUGACCGCACAUUCUCCCUCAAGACCGUCCUUAUGAUCGCCGUUCAGCUGAUUUCCCGCAUGGAGUAUGUGCAUUCUAAAAACCUCAUCUAUAGGGACGUGAAGCCAGAAAACUUCCUCAUUGGACGACAAGGAAACAAGGAGCAGCACAUCAUUCACAUUAUAGACUUUGGCCUUGCGAAAGAAUACAUCGACCCAGAAACCAAAAAACACAUUCCUUACCGGGAGCACAAGAGCCUCACCGGCACGGCUCGAUACAUGUCUAUUAAUACACACCUGGGGAAGGAGCAAAGUCGGAGGGAUGACCUCGAGGCGUUGGGUCACAUGUUCAUGUAUUUCCUCCGGGGUAGUCUCCCCUGGCAGGGAUUAAAAGCUGACACAUUAAAAGAACGCUACCAGAAGAUUGGGGACACAAAACGAAACACUCCUAUUGAGGCUCUCUGUGAGAACUUUCCUGAGGAGAUGGCCACCUAUCUGCGCUACGUCAGGCGGUUGGAUUUCUUCGAGAAGCCGGAUUAUGAAUACUUGCGGACCUUGUUUACGGAGUUGUUUGAACGAAAAGGAUACACUUUUGAUUACUCUUACGACUGGGUCGGCAGACAGAUUCCCACGCCAGUGGGGUCGGUUCACGUGGACUCGGGGGCAUCGGCCAUCACGCGUGAGAGCCACACACACAGAGACAGACCCUCCCAGCACCAGCCCUUAAGGAACCAGACGGCUGUCUCCGACCGCAGAGGAGCUUGGGAGGUGCAACCCAACCGGCAGACAAACUCCUCGUAUCUGACCUCCCACCUGGCGGCGGACAGGCACGGGGGCUCAGUUCAGGUGGUGAGUUCGACUAAUGGUGAACUAAAUGCAGACGACCCGCUGGCGGCCCACUCAAACGCACCAAUCACAGCACAGGCAGAGGUGGAGGUGGUGGAUGAGGCCAACUGCGUGAAAAUGCUCAACCUGUGGUGCUGCUGUUUCUUCAAGAGGAAGAGGAAGAAGAACACACCACGGCACAAAUGAACCUCUGGCCUCUCCACACGAACCCGUUCCUUUGCUUGUUUUUAGAGCGUUCAAAUAAAGAAAUUUUACAAGCCGACUACAGCGAGCCCUCAAAACGGUUCAAGGGGACCUACGUUAGAAAACGAAGAGGCAUGCACAUGUUGCCUCUACGGGGAUUGUCUUUUAUUUUUGUUUGUGAUUUUUUUUAUUUUUUUUAUUUUUCACGUUCAUUUAGGCAGCGACAGUCCUCCAGAUCAGCUUCCUCGGACUUUCUCUUGGAUAUUCACACACAAGCACUGGAAAAGCACCGCACUUCAUUUGCUGUCUCGCUUAGUUUACGUUCUCUUUGUCCCUGGUGGUGGACGUUAAGGCGAGGGAGUCUCUGAAUGUGCCCUCUCGUACUCUUCCUGCAUGACGGACGCAAUUCUAACCCAUUGUGUGAUAUAGACGGCGAGAGGGAGAGAGAGAAAGUCGCCUACGCUGAAGCUCAAAUCACCACCGCGGCCCACUCCAACUCUCAACUCAACGCGAGAUGGAGAUGCGGCUAGCGCAUGAUCUUGCUCUGUCCGCUUAACCUUUAUUUUUUAUUUUUUUUUAUGUUUGUUUGUAUAUUUGUUGGCUGAUUGUUGGUUCUCACGCUGCAGGAAAUGGUCCAAGCCUUAGAAUAUGACUAGCAUUUGAACGUCUGUCGGAGUGAUUAAUGUACACAGGCGAGUAAUAAACGAGUAACUGUCUUAACGAUGCUAACUGGCCUUUACACGUGAACUUUGUGAAAGUGUGACGUAAACAGCUCUGAUGGUGUGAUGGGACGACGGCGAUUUCGAGUUAAUGUGAUGUUCCACUGACUAGUAUUUAAGCUGCUUGUUCUAAAGCACUCCUCCCACUACAAACCCACCAGCCAGUCAUGCUGCUUUCUCCUCUUACGAUAUCGUACCGCUUUGACGUAAAUCUGGAUGCUUUUCUAUUAGCUGAGGUGGCCAGUGAGACUUUCCUUCUCUCGCUUUUGUGGUUCUCUUUUGUAUCGGAAAACAAACUCUUUCUAUUCAUAUAGUCAUUUUAUUAUUUCUAGAAACAGUCCCUGAUAGAUGUUGUUUUUUUAAUGCUAGAAAACUGCUUAUAAUUCAGGAUGAGUUUUUGUGCCAGGGUGGCCAUGGGUCUUAUGCCUAAACGUGUUCAUAUAAAGCUGGUUUGCCACCGUUAGUAGUUGUGUAAGACUCAAGAGGUGAAAUGAGAUCAAAUCUGGGAGGAUGCAGACUGACUAUAGUGACUGCCACUGCAAAGCAUCUCAAUUCAAUGCCUUAACACUACAACUCGGGCAGAGUCUCUCUGCAAUAUGAUGUUAAAAAACUCCUCCCAUGCCUUCAUACCAAUGCAAUAUGCAUCUCAGUUCUUUUAGGAGGUUUUAGUCACUGAAUCUAAUGAAUAAGAAUCAGAGUAUGUGGCAGAAAGUGAUAAAACAAAAAAAAAAACAAGCCCAUCUUUGUAAAUGCUCGUUUGUUAAAGGGAUAGUUCACCCAAAAAUAAUUCAUUUAAUCUCAUCAUUUACUCACCCUCAUGCCGUCCCAGAUGUGUAUGACUUUCUUUUUC
Myxocyprinus asiaticus (Chinese sucker) is the source of this 3279-nucleotide messenger RNA. It is a transcript of the gene csnk1g1, whose product is annotated as casein kinase 1, gamma 1. The record is from RefSeq and is a predicted model, not a curated record. Gene Ontology annotation, biological process: peptidyl-serine phosphorylation; signal transduction; positive regulation of canonical Wnt signaling pathway. Gene Ontology annotation, molecular function: ATP binding; protein serine/threonine kinase activity. Gene Ontology annotation, cellular component: nucleus; cytoplasm; plasma membrane. The transcript is spliced from 14 exons. The coding region runs from base 310 to 1713 and encodes 467 amino acids. NCBI's taxonomy places the organism in Eukaryota, Metazoa, Chordata, Actinopteri, Cypriniformes, Catostomidae.